This is a messenger RNA of Adineta ricciae, 2502 nucleotides long. Lineage: Eukaryota; Metazoa; Rotifera; Eurotatoria; Adinetida; Adinetidae. The record is from the annotation of a GenBank genome assembly.
AUGGAUAUUGCUCAACAAGUUCCACAACAUCCGCGAGUUCGUGAUGUUCUCGCUGAUCAAUGUCAACGAUUAUUUUUUGAAUAUCUUGAAAGUUUCGACGACAGCGAAAAGAAAACGAUGAUCGAUGAAUUGUGUCAACCACAACGUUCCACGGUAUUGAUUAAUUAUCGACACUUAUCUAAUUACAACGAUCGCUUGGCACGAGUUAUUCAAGAUGAAUACUACCGACUCUUACCAGCAUUGUCGCGUGGUUUAAAACAAUUCUUUCGUGAACACCUACCCAAACUUGAAAUGGAAACAGAAAAACUCGAGCGAUUCAAACGAACGGUUUUAAGUGACAAGGAACUUUAUGUUGCAUUUAGUGAUGUACAAAUGCGAUACAAACUUCGUAAUUUAAAUACAUCAAAAAUGGGCAUGUUAAUUCGUAUAACUGGUCAAGUCAUUCGUACAUAUCCUGUCCAUCCGGAAUUAGUUUCGGCGACAUUCAUUUGCGCGGAUUGUCAAAUGGUUUGUCCGGACGUCGAACAACAAUUUCGCUUCACUCAACCAUUGAUGUGCCGAAAUCCUGUGUGUAAUAAUCGUGUUCAUUUUACACUGGACUUAUCACGUUCGCGUUUCGUUGACUUCCAAAAAGUCCGUAUCCAAGAAAGUCAAGCAGAGUUACCUCAUGGAAAUAUUCCGCGUUGUCUUGACAUCAUCAUGCGUAACGAAUGUGUUGAACAAGCUAAACCAGGUGAUCGAUGUGAUUUCAUUGGCACAUUGAUCGUUCUACCGGAUGUUAGUCAGCUGUCAAUGCCUGGUGUUCGAGCUGAAAGUGCGCAACGUACUACACAAGGUUCAGAUGACAAAGGUUACAGCGCUGAAGGUGUACGCGGUUUAAAAGCGCUCGGUGUCCGUGACUUAACAUAUCAUCUAGCGUUUCUUGCUUGUCAUAUAACACCAGCCGAACAAACCAAUGUCGAAACAUUGUUAACUUCGGACUCGAAGAAGAAACGUAUUGAAACAAUGAUGUCCGACAAGAAUCUGUUUGCCAAUAUGCGCACAAGUCUUUUCCCAACUAUCUACGGUAACGAUGAAAUUAAGUCUGGUAUUUUGCUGAUGCUGUUUGGUGGUGUGCCAAAACGAACUAUUGAAAAAACAACUCUGCGUGGUGAUAUCAACAUUUGCAUCGUGGGUGAUCCGUCAACAGCAAAAUCACAAUUUCUGAAACAAGUAUCAGAAUUCUCACCACGCGCUGUUUAUACUAGUGGUAAAGCGUCGACAGCGGCUGGUUUGACUGCUGCUGUUGUGAAAGAUGAAGAAUCCAGUGAAUUCGUCAUUGAAGCUGGUGCAUUGAUGCUUGCCGAUAAUGGUGUUUGCUGCAUCGAUGAAUUCGAUAAAAUGGAUCCCAAAGAUCAAGUUGCUAUUCACGAAGCAAUGGAACAACAAACGAUCAGUAUUACAAAAGCAGGCAUUAAAGCAACACUCAAUGCACGAACAUCAAUCUUAGCAGCAGCAAAUCCCAUUGCUGGACGUUAUGAUAAAACACGUUCAUUACGACACAAUGUGAAUAUGACUGCGCCUAUUAUGUCACGUUUCGAUUUGUUCUUUAUUGUCAUCGAUGAAUGCAAUGAUGUGACUGAUUAUAAUAUUGCCGAACGUAUUAUUGACUUACAUACGUCCGGAACUCGUUCGACGAUUCCUUCACUUGUAACAACUUACACUUUCAACGAUAUUCGAGAUUAUAUCACUUAUACUAAAGCAGCUGUACAGCCGAAAUUGACGCCAGCUGCCAAGGAACACAUUAUCGCGCUCUACAAACAAUUGCGUCUACGUGAAUCCUCAUCUUCAAGUACUGGCCGUGUCUCAUCGUCCUCGACACCGAUAACUGUCCGUCAAUUGGAGAGUUUGAUUCGUUUAUCGGAAGCAAUUGCUAAAAUGUACUGUCAAGAAGACAUUGAUAUAAAACACGUUCAAGAAGCUUAUCGACUCUUAAGUAAAGCAAUUAUUCAUGUUGAUCAACCAGAUAUUGAUUUGAAUGAAUAUAAUCGACCAACGACUACAACCGAAGAGCCUAUGGAAGAAGAAGUUCAAGAAACAACAAAAGAUGAAAUGAAGAUAUCUGUUGAUGAAUAUAAACGUUUAACGAACAUGAUGGUUUAUCAAUUACGUAAAAUGGAUGAAGAACAAGAAGCAGAAAGUCAAUCUAGUGGUACGAGUGUUGUUAUGCCUGGUGUUAAACGUUGCGAACUUAUCAAUUGGGUGCUCGAGCAAUUAGCUGAUGAGAUCAAUAGUCUUGACGAGUUAGCACGCAAAAAAGCGACAUUAGAUAAAAUUAUCGAUCGUCUUGUGCAUGUUGACGAAAUUCUCAUUCAACUUGAUAAACGUACCGUUAGUCAAUUUGGUAUGACAACAGAAGUGAAAGAAACUGCAAGUGCCGAAGAAGAACAAGAAGAUGAAGAUCCCGAAGGAAAUAAUCUUUACUUAAUUGUUCAUCCCAACUAUGUUGCUGAAGAUCAAUAG